Molecule: messenger RNA, 228 nt
Organism: Epithele typhae
Lineage: Eukaryota; Fungi; Basidiomycota; Agaricomycetes; Polyporales; Epitheliaceae
Exons: 3
Molecular function (GO): mRNA binding
Source: RefSeq, a predicted model, not a curated record
AGCAACUUGAGCUGGUCCACGAACGAUGACAACCUCCGUUUAGCUUUCUCCAGCUAUGGCCAGAUUGUCGACUCGAUCGUGAUGCGCGACCGUGACACCGGCCGCUCUCGUGGCUUCGGCUUCGUCACCUACUCCUCGUCCGCCGAGGCCCAGGCCGCGAUCGCCUCACUCAACGAGCAGGAGCUCGACGGUCGCCGGAUCAAGGUCAACCUCGCCAAUGCCCGCGCC